Molecule: messenger RNA, 264 nt
Organism: Colletotrichum truncatum
Lineage: Eukaryota; Fungi; Ascomycota; Sordariomycetes; Glomerellales; Glomerellaceae
Source: RefSeq, a predicted model, not a curated record
AUGUCUGCGGAAUCUGUGCGGGAGCUCUCAUACCCAGUAAUCGAACAUGUCGGAGUCAGUGGAGCAUUGUGCUUCGUGGAAGACCCUUGGGCCAAUGUGGUGGAGGGCAAUAGUGGUCAACAGGCAAGAAACAAGAGGCCACAUAGGAACCCGGCAGGAGGCAACAAAGAAUUUACAGAUGCAACUGAGAAAACGGCACAUACAAGUCCGGGAGGAUACGGACAAAACAAAGAGACAAAGCUGAGCGCUGGGGGGAGACUGUAG